AACAUAUCGAGUUUUGUUUCCGAGUUUUCAUCGACGUGUCUUUCGUCGUCGGCGUUCCGCAUUUUCAUUCCGUGUUUUCGUGUUUUCUGCACCGGUUCCAGUCGCCUCUAAUCUCCAAACAUGACCAACAUCCAGACCGUCCUCGUCAAGUUCUACGACGACUACACCGGAAGCACCCCGAAGAAGCUAAAGAUCGUGGACGCCUACCUGCUGUACAUCCUGCUGACCGGUAUCUUCCAGUUCGUGUACUGCUGCCUGGUCGGAACGUUCCCGUUCAAUUCGUUCCUGGCCGGGUUUAUCAGCACCGUCAGCUGCUUCGUGCUGGGAGUGUGCCUCCGUUUGCAAUCGAACCCGCAGAACAAAACUCAGUUCCUCGGAAUCUCGCCGGAGCGUGGUUUUGCCGAUUUCAUAUUUGCCCAUGUGAUCCUGCAUAUGGUAGUGGUCAACUUUAUCGGCUAAGUCGGGUGCGGCGCGGUAAGUUUAAUCUACUACCAUACCAUACUGUAAUUGUAACUCUUCCGCUUUAGGAAGAAUUGUGUGAGUGCGCACUGUGUCAACCUUCAACAAUACAAAUAUGUAACAAUUAAUGAUAAGACCGCA
Uranotaenia lowii is the source of this 600-nucleotide messenger RNA. RefSeq names its product dolichyl-diphosphooligosaccharide--protein glycosyltransferase subunit DAD1 (gene Dad1). The coding region runs from base 121 to 459 and encodes 112 amino acids. The record is from RefSeq and is a predicted model, not a curated record. Gene Ontology annotation, biological process: protein N-linked glycosylation. NCBI's taxonomy places the organism in Eukaryota, Metazoa, Arthropoda, Insecta, Diptera, Culicidae. Gene Ontology annotation, cellular component: membrane; oligosaccharyltransferase complex. The transcript is spliced from 2 exons.